Molecule: messenger RNA, 966 nt
Organism: Caenorhabditis remanei
Lineage: Eukaryota; Metazoa; Nematoda; Chromadorea; Rhabditida; Rhabditidae
Exons: 6
Coding region: 1-966 (321 amino acids)
Biological process (GO): proteolysis
Molecular function (GO): cysteine-type peptidase activity
Source: RefSeq, a predicted model, not a curated record
AUGGGCCGAUGUAAAACGAAUGCUCCAAAAGACGUGGUGAAAUCCGAAAAGUCAUCUGAAACAGGCAUCGCACCGAAGUUCCAAAAUCAGAAAUACAUUAUUCCACCGCUGUUUCACAAUAAAUGGAGCGACAAGAAUGCGGAUCGGACACUUCUGAACGACACGAUCAUUGAGUUCUACAUGUGCGAGUACAUGCGAUUGAAAGUAUACGACGAAAAUGCACGAGCUCGAUAUCACUUGUUCCACACAUUCUUCUACUCAAGGCUUCGGGUGAAUUUUGGACAAUAUUUCAAAGAAGGUCCGCCGCGACGAUCAGAGUUUGCCAUUCAUUACAAUAGAAUGUUUCAACAAAAAGUAAAACCAUCUGCUAUUCUGCAGAAAGAAAUACUUGUUAUUCCGGUACAUAAUAACAAACCGAAACACUGGUUCCUCGUUCUUGUUCACAACCCCUCUGGCGCCAUACGCCGUCGCAUAGUUGACUCGAAAGAAGUAAAAAGCGGUAAUCGAAGGAGUUUACUGACGAAACAAAUUGCUGAGUACGCUCGAUUCGAAGAGGCUGGCGAAUGUCGAGUUGUUAUUAUGGAUAGUCUACUAAAUAGUAAAAAGUAUCAAUCAGAUCUAUCCAAAGCGCACUCUCAUGCAUUCGAUUAUAUCCGUCUUUGGUUACAGAUGGCGGCGUCAGCCUGCGACGAAGAGCUCAUGAGUAGUAGAGUCAGAAAAGUGGUAUGCGAAUCACUUCCAAAGCAGCAUAACGACGUUGAUUGUGGAGUUUAUAUGCUCGCGUACGCAGAGUAUUUCACUUGGUUCAAUACUGAGUGGAUGAAGACUCCUACCGAAUCACUCGCAUAUCUGAAAAUGGAAGAUGAUCUAAAAUCAUUGUUGAACACAGAAGAGCCACGUCUCCGACUCGAUAAACUCUUUCAAAAAAUGAAAGAUCCGCACCCGCUCAAAGAAGGUGCUCUGUAA